AGGUUCAGUCGCACAUCAUCGCAUCAGAGAGAAGCAGCAGCAAUCAGCAGUCAGCAAAUAAAGCAGCGAAACCUUACCAUUUGAUACAAGGGAAAAUAAUAGGAACCAGUCAGCCAGUCAGUUUAGUGGAAAAAAGUAAGCCCGAGCCAAGAAAGAAGAAAAGCUCCCAAGAAGAGGGAGAGUAGCGCAGGGAAGCAAUCAGCCAGCUGAAAAACCAGUUUAAUUUUUCGCUUGCCUUCCUUAGCAAAACCCACAUUCGUCGUGUCCGGUCGGUAGCUCGCUCGCUGGCGCAAGGUUUUUCCUCCUGGUUAGUGCUCGCCCAGAAAGUGUCGCGGAAAAGUGGUGGUGCGUUUUUUCCCGUCGUGCAGUGCCGUCCCGUUCGUGAAAAUUGUCCUCUGCUGGUGCAGAAUCGGUGUUUUUCUAGUGUCAAACGUUCACCUGCGGCGGGGUUCGACUGGCGAGGCGAUUCGCACACUGUGGUGCUGCGCGGUUCUCGGGGUGAAGAGGUCGAUCGUUGUGUAGUGUAUACACAUAGUGUGCGUUUUUUGCUGUUUUGUCAGUGCUCUGAAAACCCUGCACCUAAAGGGUGUUCACGAAAAAUUCAUCACUAUUAAUUAGUUACUAUUUUGCAGCGGAUUUCUUUGAAAUUCAGGAAAAAAGCUAAACCCGAAGGAAACACAGUGUACUGAAGCAGUCAGCAGCAGCAGUAGCACCAGUAUAGGAAGCAAGCACAGCAGUUCGAGCCAAAGGAGUAAGAAGAGUUUAGAGCAAUCCAACCAACCAACCAGCCCCAAAGAGGAGAGAUUUUUCGGUUCGAUUGGUUUCGGUUUCAAUUCGCAGUCUUCUUUUGUGUGCCUAUGCCUACAACGGCGACGAAGACCACGACAACGGUGACUACGACGACGACGUCUUGAGCAGUCAGUGUCAGGAUUCGAGAAAAGUUUUUUCCCUUCCUAAACACACCACAAAGCACACGGGCUUUUUCGUGUGCGGAAAAAGUGCGAGUUAGUAGCGAAAAGAGAAGAAAUAAAAGUGUGCCCAGUGAUUCGUAGCAGCCAAAGCGCACUGAAAUUGUUGCAGCUGAAAAAAAGGAAAUAGUUUUCUAUAGUUGUGAUUUUGGUCGUGAGUUUUUUGCGGAUCGAGGAAUUUUGCUGUUGGUGGAAGGAUUCUGCUUGGACAAGUUCGAGAUUUUAUCAUUCGAGAAUCAGAUGGUGUUCCUGAAUAAUCAAUAACCAACCCUUGUUCUACGACGAAGACACAAAAGCCCACAUUCUUGAACGAGUCAUCAAUAUCUUGGAGUUGGUAUUGCUUCCCUCCCAUCAGCAGACCCCCGCACGCCUCAACAGGAUUUCCCCGGUAAACGCCGUUCGGAGAGAAGAAGAACAAGAAGACUGUGUUUUUACUGUUUGUGUGUUGUUGUUAUCCCUGUUCCAACCCGGAGCCUUCGCAGAUCGUUUACAAGUGAUAUUUGAAAAAGCAAACGAAUCGAAAGAGGUGCCACUCGUUACACGCGGUAUAGUGAUAAUAGGAAGGAGUUGUGUUUUUUCGGUGUUACCUCCUAAUUCCAGUUCCGAGUGCCGCAAAUUGUUACCGCAAAUAUCGUGUUAAGGAAGCCCCAGCGCAACAACGUAGUGAAAGAAGAGAAAUCCCUCAAAUUCUUCGUCGUCCGUAUCUAGCUACCAGCGCGUAGCUAGCCAUCCCCUCAGCUAUUCACCUCUUCAACAACCCGACGAAGACGACGACGACGACGUCGAGUUCGUCGGCCACCGGAGGAAUCAUUUCGUGCGUGUACCCGUUCCACCAGCAAGCCGGCACAAUUGAACCGUUCAAGCUGGCCACCCACAUACACCCGACGGAUCCGUUGGCUGCCGCCCAUCACGGAACGAUGUCGAUACCGAACCCUGCGGGACAGAUAGAGGGCGCCCUGGCGGCGCCCAAGUACGGUACGCUCAUUCCGAACCGGGUAUUCGUCGGUGGUAUCAGUGGCGACACGACGGAAGCGGAACUGUGCCGGUUAUUCAGCUCGUACGGCAACGUCAAGUCAACGAAAAUCAUCGUCGACCGGGCGGGCGUCAGCAAAGGCUACGGAUUCGUAACGUUCGAAACCGAACACGAGGCACAAAGACUGCAGAGCGAUGUAAGUAUGAAGGGAGACUGUAUCGUGCUGAGGGACCGCAAGCUAAACAUAGCACCAGCGAUUAAGAAGCAAACCAUUUGCGCGACGAACGGUGCCGUGUACUACGCAGCCACACCCCCGACGCCGACGAUCAACAACAUCCCCAUCGAGCAGUUUGCGACGGCAGUCUACCCGCCCGGUGUGCCAACAAUCUAUCCUCCGACGAUGACGCCCUACCAGCCGUUCUACCAGUACUACAGCGUGCCAAUGAAUGUACCGACAAUUUGGCCUCAGAACUAUCAAGGAAUCUAUCCUUGUUAAAAGUAAAGAGACAGUGGUGUUGAGAUAAGUCUUGAGACACAACCUAGCAAAAAAGAAAACAAAAUCAGAAACUUAUUUAUUAUCAUGAGUAAUAUUUAUACAAGAAAACAACCAGAACGAAUCCGUUACACAAAAACAAAGAAAAUAACACGGCAAAAGAGCAAAUAUGAGGGCAAGCCUGGCACUCGAACACGAGAGACACACGUCUACUAUAUACUACUAACUAUUACUAUAUUAAAUUAGUAAUCAGAAGCAGCAACAGCAGCAGCA
This is a messenger RNA of Aedes albopictus (Asian tiger mosquito), 2707 nucleotides long. Its product is annotated as protein boule. Gene Ontology annotation, molecular function: translation activator activity; mRNA 3'-UTR binding. The transcript has 8 exons. The coding region runs from base 1886 to 2437 and encodes 183 amino acids. Gene Ontology annotation, biological process: 3'-UTR-mediated mRNA stabilization; positive regulation of translational initiation. Lineage: Eukaryota; Metazoa; Arthropoda; Insecta; Diptera; Culicidae. The record is from RefSeq and is a predicted model, not a curated record. Gene Ontology annotation, cellular component: cytoplasm.